Molecule: messenger RNA, 562 nt
Organism: Limulus polyphemus (Atlantic horseshoe crab)
Lineage: Eukaryota; Metazoa; Arthropoda; Merostomata; Xiphosura; Limulidae
Product: tubulin beta-4B chain
Exons: 5
Coding region: 83-562 (159 amino acids)
Biological process (GO): microtubule cytoskeleton organization; mitotic cell cycle
Cellular component (GO): microtubule; cytoplasm
Molecular function (GO): GTPase activity; structural constituent of cytoskeleton; GTP binding
Source: RefSeq, a predicted model, not a curated record
UUUAGCGCCUUUUCAUCACAUCUCUUUGUGAGAAGAGACAGGAUACUAAAGUGUCGUAAGGACUUCUAUAUUAAGACUCAUUAUGCGAGAAAUCGUACAUAUUCAGGCAGGACAAUGUGGCAACCAAAUCGGAGCAAAGUUCUGGGAGGUGAUAUCUGACGAGCACGGCAUCGAUCCAACAGGGACCUACCAUGGAGACUCGGAUCUGCAGCUGGAACGAAUCAACGUAUAUUACAACGAAGCCUCAGGAGGCAAGUAUGUUCCCCGUGCUAUUCUACUUGACUUGGAACCUGGAACCAUGGACUCGGUACGAUCAGGACCUUUCGGACAGCUUUUCAGACCAGACAACUUUGUGUUUGGUCAGAGUGGAGCAGGAAACAACUGGGCUAAAGGACACUAUACAGAAGGUGCUGAAUUAGUCGACACAGUGUUAGAUGUCGUCAGGAAAGAAUCUGAAAGCUGUGACUGUUUACAGGGCUUCCAGCUGGCUCAUUCACUGGGUGGAGGAACUGGAUCUGGAAUGGGAACUCUUUUGAUUUCUUUGAAAAUCACCAUUAUAUAA